Messenger RNA from Heterobilharzia americana, 1693 nucleotides. The record is from the annotation of a GenBank genome assembly. NCBI's taxonomy places the organism in Eukaryota, Metazoa, Platyhelminthes, Trematoda, Strigeidida, Schistosomatidae.
UUCGGAACCAAUUGAAUACUUGUGUCUACACUUCUUUUUGGUUGGGUGAUUUGAAUCCAUGCCUUCAUGCAUUGACAUGAGGACGUCAGCUGUGUUUUAUAAAGGUUAUUUUAAGCUCCUGAUCGCGAGUUUGUGGAGUAUGAUUUGUUUAAUAUUCAGGAGGCAUUUAAAGACAGCACUGAAAUAUCAGAGUGUAAAAUAUGAUAUUGUUCCGCUUUCCCCUCUGUCCAAGUAUCGGUUAUGUACUUUGAGACGCAAAGUAAUGGUAUUGGAUUUGGAUGAAACACUAAUUCAUUCAGUACAUGAUGGAAUACUCCGACCAACAGUUAGACCAGGAACUCCUCCAGAUUUUGUACUUAAAGUCUUUAUUGAUCACCAUCCUGUCCGUUUCUCUGUACACAAACGACCACACGUUGAUUUCUUUCUGAAUGUGAUAAGUCAAUGGUAUGAACUUGUAAUAUAUACGGCUAGCCUUGAAAUUUACGGUGCAGGAGUAACUGAAUUACUAGACAAUGGACGUCAUAUACUUCAACGACGGUUUUACCGACAGGUUAGUUGUCGUCUUUUUCUCACAUCAUAUUGUUUCAUGCUCAAUAUUUAGAAUAAGUUGUCAGGAUGUUCUUGGUUCUCGGUUUUCCUGCUUUUGGUAAAUAGUUAAAGAGAAACAUUUCAGAUUUUGUGGAAACUCGUGUUAUUUGCGAAUCACAUACUCACUUACUAGGCUGUACAGUUAAAAAUAUUACUACUAAACUAGUUGAUUUGCUACUGGCCCUAUUUUUGAUGUAAUUUGUAUGGAAAAAAUGGUCAUUUCAAUUUCUUUUCUAAAAGCAGUAAGGCACUGUACAUAUGACAACGGUAGCUAUUCAAAGAAUCUCUCACUCAUCACUUCCGAUUUGGCCUCUAUAUUUAUACUGGACAAUUCACCUGGUGCCUACCGCUCGUAUCCAGAUAAUGCUAUACCAAUUCGAUCAUGGUUCUCGGAUUCACGUGAUACAGCUCUUCUGUGCUUAUUACCAGUGCUAGAUGCGCUUAGAUUUGUGAGCGAUGUACGUUCAGUACUGAGUCGUAAUUUGCAUAGACCUCAAUCUAUGCUACCUUAGUAAGCGAAAACAAAAAGAAAUGUAUUUAUUUUGGUACCCGGCGAUCUUUUUAUCUACGCUUUUUUGUGUAAUCAGAUUUUAUAGGUGUUGAAUUAUUAACUAUUAGUAUAUGUUGUAUAUUAAAAAUUUACUUCACUUAUUUCAAAUUCUUUCUUAAAUUAUUCUAAUGUUUUAAUCCUAUUUAUAACUGCUAUUUCUUGAAAAGAUUAUUGCCGUAGAUGAUGCACAUGUGUACAUGAUAUUCUUGUGUUCAUUUGUUCAGAGUUUUUUUACCUCACAAACACACAUAUACACAUAGAAGAUAUGUACUAGGAGUUUUUCAUGAUAAAGUUACAGCUAAAAGCGUGUUAGUGUCUUUGUAAAGUAGGUUUUUCUUUUCAGUGAUAUCUACAAGGAUUUUGUUUCGAAUAUUCACGCUUCUUUUUUUUCAGUUCUUGCACUUCAGAACUUUCUCCAUUUCUUCGCUUGUUUUUUGUCUGUUUGUCAACUUACUUAUCCUAAUAAUGCUUUAUUGGACUAUUGUUAUUAUUAUGAAAUCCGUCCAUCAGCUUUCAUGUAAAUAAAUGAAGAUGAAAAUUCAUUUCCUGCAAUAA